This is a messenger RNA of Oryza sativa Japonica Group (Japanese rice), 2391 nucleotides long. RefSeq names its product synaptotagmin-3. The record is from RefSeq and is a predicted model, not a curated record. Gene Ontology annotation, molecular function: lipid binding. Lineage: Eukaryota; Viridiplantae; Streptophyta; Magnoliopsida; Poales; Poaceae. Gene Ontology annotation, cellular component: endoplasmic reticulum.
AGCAAAAGCCCACGCGCGAUGCGAAACCCAUCGCCGGAAACGCGAGGAUUUCCGCGGAUUUUUGCCGCCGCGGCGAGGCCGGAAACGCGAGGAUUUCCGCGGAUUUUUGCCGCGGCGGCGAGCGACCCAUAUAAGCUAAGCUAAACCACCCACGCCGCUGUCUCUCCCGCAUCCGCUUCUCCGCUACCUCCCAAUAAACUAAGCUUUUGGCGCGUUGCUGGCUCCCGCUCACGCCUCGUCUCGCUCGACGUCUCCGAGGAGGCGAGGAGCUCGAGCUCGCCGCCUCGCCGGCCGGCCAUUACUUUAUCCGCGGCGGGUAGCUGGGGAGGGAGGGGAGGCGGCCGGCCACCAACCCAUCGUCGUCUUGUGGUUUCCCAUGCGGUUGCCGCCGCGGGCGCCGCUGCAUUCGCGGGAGCGGGCGGGAACGGGAUGGGGCUCGUCGGUGGCCUCCUCGGCUUCGGCGUCGGCCUCCCCCUCGGCAUCGCCGUCGCCUACCUCGUCUACCUCCGCUUGUUCGCCCCUCGCCGCCGUCUCCAGGAUCCUAUUAUUAGACCACUACGCGACUUGGAUUCUGAGACAUUACAGACAACUAUACCAGAUAUUCCGUUGUGGGUGAAGUGUCCAGAUUAUGAACGGGUUGACUGGAUUAACAAGUUUAUUUUUGAUAUGUGGCCCUUCCUUGAUAAGGCAAUCUGCAACACAAUAAGAAGUGUAAUCAGACCAACAUUUGAUCAAUAUGUUGGACAAUAUGGAAUAAAAUCAAUUGAAUUUGGGCACUUAACACUUGGGGCUCUUCCUCCUACGUUCCAAGGAAUUAAAGUUUAUGAAAUGAGAGAAAAAGAGUUGGUAAUUGAACCUGUGAUUCGGUGGGCCAGCAUAGCAAAUGUAAUUGUGAAAGUGAAGGUGCAUUCUUUCCAAGUGUCGGCUCAGCUUUUAGAUUUACAUAUAAUGCUGACACCACGUGUGACUCUGAAGCCUCUUGUGCCAAGCUUUCCCUGCUUUGCAAACUUGUGUGUUUCACUGAUGGAGAAGCCACAUAUCGACUUUGGAUUCAAAUUGUUGGGUGGAGAUGUCAUGGCAAUACCUGGCUUGCAUCGGUUUGUCCGGGAGAAAAUAUCAAAGCAAAUCGCAAACUUGUAUCACUGGCCUAAGCUUAUACAAAUUCCUAUUUUAGAUGAAGCGAGUGGUGCGACAAAGAAACCAGUUGGAAUAUUACAUGUAAAGGUAAUUCGAGCCAUGAAUCUUCUCAAGAUGGACUUGCUUGGAAAAUCUGAUCCCUAUGUCAAGCUCCGUUUGAGUGGUGAGAAACUGCCUUCAAAGAAGACGUCUAUUAAGAUGAGCAACCUGAAUCCUGAGUGGAAUGAACACUUCAGAUUUAUAGUCAAGGAUCCUGAAACACAAAUCCUUGAGCUCCGCAUGUUUGAUUGGGAAAAGGUUAAAAUGCAUGAUAAACUGGGUAUGCAAGUAGUUCCCCUCCGCUUGCUUACUCCUUAUGAGAGUAAACUGUUCACACUUGACCUUCUGAAAAGCAUGGACCCAAAUGAUCCUCAUAACAAGAAGAACAGAGGAAAGCUUGUCGUAGAGCUGACAUUUGAUCCCUUCAGAGAUGACAGCAACAGUACCAUUCUGAUGUCAGAUGGUGAAGGCAAUGUCAGUGUAAAAAGGGACGUCCCACCUAGUGGAGGGUUGCUGUUGGUUUCAGUAGAAAAUGCAGAAGACGUCGAGGGAAAGCGUCAUACUAAUCCGUAUGCCGUGGUUCAUUUUAGGGGAGAAAGGAAGGAAACGAAGAUAAUCAAGAAAACAAGAGAUCCAAGAUGGAACGAAGAGUUUCAGUUCAUGGUUGAUGAGGCUCCUGUGGAUGAUAAGAUCCACAUCGAAGUAGUAAGCAAACGCCGUGGGCUCCGGCUUCCCUUCCGCAAUAAGGAAUCAUUGGGGCAUGUGGAUAUAAACCUAGUGGACGUCGUGAACAACGGACGGAUCAACGAAAAAUACCAUCUGAUCAACUCGAGGAACGGGAUGGUACACGUCGAGAUGAAAUGGAGCACUGUAUGACAAUGAUUCGGUAUUCUGAAGAGUCUCACCUGUAUGAUUAUACCUGUCGCUGUACAUAUACAGUCGCCAUACUCCGUGUGGGCCAUGUAUGUUGUAACUUUAGCCCUAAUCCUCUACUCUCUCGCUCUUUUCGUGAUCCAUUUUGGGCGCUUUUUAGCGUGCUGUAACGUCAAUGAUAGUGGCGUGAUCACUUGCUUGUAAAGUCACGCGGCAAUGCGUUCGUUGAUCUCUCUUUCAGUGUUUUUAUCAUUCUUUUUGGCUGCCUGUAUGGCACCCAUCAAUGUUGUGUCGUUCGAUCACGCCUGAAAGUGGCUCAUUUAUUGAAUAUAUAUUACUCUA